CUGAAGUUCAGAUCUAGAAGCUCCAGGAGAAGCGAACGCUGCUUCUUGGCAUCUGUGCCUGAUUGGCCGUUCCCAGGAGGGCCAUCAUCCAAUCAGAAGAGGCCGGAGAGGGAGGGAGUGCGCCACCUGCAGUCGGCAUCCAUCUAGUGGACAGGCAGGACUGGGCAAUCUCGCUGCGAGUCUCUCCACGCUGUGCCUCGCCUCCGCUCCCGGACACCCAAACCCCACAACUUGGGGGCCUGGAGGAGAGUCUGUUAUUAGGGGUGGGGGACCAGCUUUCAUCUUGAAGCUGGGCAGCACCAGGUGGCACACAGGAUUUCCCACCUCCCCUCCUGGGGUUGAGACAGCUCACCUUCCGCCCCCACGAGGCAGCAUCUCCUAGCCAAAACCCCCUUGGGGGUUCAGAGUGAAUGGCCGGAGCUGGGUUAGGACACUGUCCCUCCUGACUUCAUCUUUCAGGGGUGUGGGAAGCCACCUCCCUGUCCUCUGGAAGACAGCCUCUAGUUUCUUUGUAAAUGUAUUUCACCCUGUUUUCCCUACAACUCUAUCUAUAUAGUGUCUAGAGAAAUUAUAUACACCUAUUCGCAGUUCUCUUUUCGUAGCUCUAUAUCUUGAUAAAUCUACUUAUCUAUGUACAGACCCAUUUACCUAUUUGUGUGCCCAAAUCUUUAUUGAAUUAGUGGGGAGAGCUUCCUUUGUAACUCAUAGCUACCAAGGAUCUAGGAAACGCAGCCCCCUGAAAAGGUUUAGAGUACAGGUUCAGAAAGGUGGGGGACAGAAGACUGGAACGAGAAGAUGUUCUACUACCCAAACGUGCUUCAGCGCCACAGUGGUUGCUUUGCCACUAUCUGGCUGGCAGCAACAGGUGGCAUAAGGCUAGUGAAACGUGAGUACCUGAAGGUGGACGUGGUGGAGACAUGUGAGAAGAUCCUGCAGUAUAUUCUGGUGCAAGUACAGCCAUCUCUGCCAGGUGUUCCCAGGCCCCGCUUCUCCCUUUAUCUCUCUGCCCAGCUCCAGUUUGGUGUUAUCCGUGUCUAUUUCCGCCAAUGCCAGUACCUUGUGGAGGAUAUUCAGCAUAUCCUAGAGCGCCUACACCGAGCCCAACAGCAGAUCCGUAUUGACAUGGUGGAACCAGAUGUAUCCGGUCUCCUACUGCCUGAUCCCCUGACCACAAUGGAGGCCUUGGAAGAUGCCCCUGACCCCUUCUUUGGAGUGAUGGCCAUUGACCCUUACCUUCCUAGUCCCCUUGGUAUCCCACAGGUUCGACACCUCUUGGAAGCCCCAACCCCUGAGAGGAUUCCGAAAGAGCCCCCUCCUGAGGUCUACCCUGAACCCAGGAAAGAAAUAUCCCCCAUCACUGUCCUGCCUCCUGAAACCAUCACCCUUAGGGAGGCAGAGCCAAUCCAUGUGCUGCACAUUGAGGGUGAGCGGGACCUACCAGAAAUCUCCAAUCAUGACCUGGACCUGCUGAUGGCUGCGGAGGAUGAAGCUAUUUUGUUUGAGGAAAAGGCCAAAAUCUCUGUCUUGGUUCCAGCUGUAGAAAUUUCCCGUGUCCCUGAGCUAGAAAUAACUCCUAGGCUAUCUCCACCACCUCUGGCACGGAUUCUGGAGGUGGCAGAGCCCCUCCCAGAGAAGGAACUAGUCCCUGAAGAGCUUGGGUUACUGGUCCCAGAGGCUGCUCCUCCACCCCCAGGUGAGAUCCCAACUACAGAGCUACUUCUGCCCCGGAUGCCCAGCCCUUUGGAGCCUUCAGUUCAGGUCCCCAGCAGCCCUGAACUGAUUCUCCCAGAGCUGUUCCCACCACCUCAGCCUCCACCCUCCCGUCGCCCACUCCGGUUUCAGUUGUAUGAUGAAGAGACCCAGAUUACUCGAGAGGAAUUCCAAAAGCAAGUUGUACAAACCCGUGCCCACACCUGGGACUGUCCAAUGGUCCAGCCUUCCAGGCAGAUGAGCCCUACAGAGCUCCUGAGAACACCAGUUUAUGCUGGAUGGCUACACCCAGAGCUACUAGGUCUCUGGACUCACUGUGCCCGGGUCCCCCCAAAGGAGCUCCGAUAUCCUGAGUCUAUAAUUGAGCAGUUGGAGGAAAGGAGAAAGGCUGAGAUUAUCAGUGAAAUAGAGACUCUUCGAGAAGCCCAAGAGCCCAGUGGUCCCCUACUACCGUCUUCAGAACUGUCCUUGGAGACUACAGAGGAAGAGAGGUCCCGCCUCAGUUUGAUUCCCCCUGAGGAGAGGUGGGGCUUAGGUGAGGUGGAGGUGGAGGUGCCUGUGCUGCCUGUGGUUCCUGAGCUACCAGAACUGCCUGAACUCCCCUUGCAGUUGACCCCAGAUCUGCUACAACUCUCCCCAGAGGCUAUGCAAAGGGCCAUCAUAUUAGAGUUACAGGCUUCAGGAGAAAUCGAUUUCAACAACCUGAUUCCUCCCUCUGCCCCCCGCCUGGUGGUUGCUCGUGUCUUCUACUUGCUCCUGGUGCUAUCAAUGCAGCAGGUUCUGCAUGUGGAACAAGAAGAGCCCUACGGCAGCCUCCUCAUCCGGCCAGGGCCUCGGUCCCACCACCAUUAGAGAGGUCCAUCUCCUUG
Vombatus ursinus (common wombat) is the source of this 2579-nucleotide messenger RNA. RefSeq names its product REC8 meiotic recombination protein (gene REC8). Lineage: Eukaryota; Metazoa; Chordata; Mammalia; Diprotodontia; Vombatidae. Bases 796 to 2562 code for a protein of 588 amino acids. The record is from RefSeq and is a predicted model, not a curated record. Gene Ontology annotation, molecular function: protein binding; chromatin binding. Gene Ontology annotation, cellular component: cohesin complex; synaptonemal complex. Gene Ontology annotation, biological process: mitotic sister chromatid cohesion; synaptonemal complex assembly; replication-born double-strand break repair via sister chromatid exchange. The transcript has 18 exons.